Messenger RNA from Amphiprion ocellaris (clown anemonefish), 2025 nucleotides. Its product is annotated as trace amine-associated receptor 13c-like. NCBI's taxonomy places the organism in Eukaryota, Metazoa, Chordata, Actinopteri, Pomacentridae. The transcript has a single exon. Gene Ontology annotation, biological process: G protein-coupled receptor signaling pathway. Gene Ontology annotation, molecular function: trace-amine receptor activity. Bases 143 to 1138 code for a protein of 331 amino acids. Gene Ontology annotation, cellular component: membrane. The record is from RefSeq and is a predicted model, not a curated record.
UGUGGCAGAGAAGAGCAAAUGGUGAUGAGGAGGACAACUAGGGAGCUGAGGAGGAGCAGGGAAAAAUGUUAGAGUAGAAUGAGCUACACGAUGUGUAAUUAGGAUCAGAGAGCUGCUUGACAAAAGCUUUCUUCACUACUGCAUGAUGGACAACCUGGACGGAGCUGAACUCUGCUACCCUCAGCUGCUCAACUUGUCCUGCAGAGGUUUGAGACGUUCUCACUCAGAGGUCGCCCUCCUCUACACACUGUUGUCCUCCAUCUCUGUGCUCACCGUAGCCCUCAACCUGUUGGUUAUCAUCUCCAUCUCCCACUUCAAGCAGCUCCACACCCCCACCAACGUCCUCCUCCUCUCCCUGGCCAUCUCAGACCUGCUGGUCGGGCUGCUGGUGAUGCCGGUGGAAACGGUGCGGUUCAUAGAAACCUGCUGGCUGUUGGGGGACCUCAUGUGUGCUCUGUCGUACAUUAUCGGCUUCACUCUCACCUCGGCCUCUGUGGGGAACAUGGUGCUCAUAUCGAUGGACCGUUUCGUAGCUAUUUGUUAUCCUCUGCAAUAUCCCAGCAAAAUCACUCACAGCAGGGCUCAGGUGUCUGUAAGUCUGUGCUGGACCUGUUCACUGCUGUACAACGGGCUGGUCUUAAAGGACCACCUGAGGCAGCCGGACAGAUACAACUCCUGCUACGGAGAGUGUUUGGUGGUGAUUGACUAUAUCUCUGGAACUGUAGACCUUGUUUUCACGUUUAUUGGCCCCUGCUCUGUCAUUGUCGUUCUGUACAUGAGAGUGUUUGCUGCAGCCGUGUCUCAGGCUCGAGCUAUGCAGUCUCAUAUUACAACUGUUGCAGGCAGUACGGCAACAAUCACUGCAAAGAAAUCAGAGAAAAAAGCAGCCAGGACUCUUGGUGUUGUGAUAUUAGUGUUUUUGAUGACUUUCUGUCCUUAUUAUUAUCCUUCUGUAGCAGGACAAGACAUCUCAAACAGUGCUUCGUCCUGGGCCAUUGUGUCCUGGUUGGUGUACUUCAACUCUUGUCUGAAUCCUCUGAUUUAUGCCUUUUUCUAUCCGUGGUUUAGAAAAGCAAUCAAGUAUACAGUCACCCUGAAGAUACUAGAGAAGGACUCCUCUCAGGCAAACAUACUUUAAAGUCAACAUACACGUUUCAUGAUCCAUGAGGGAAAACAGCAAAAUGAAACUUCUGUUCAUAAGUGAUGCUAGCAUGUGUUAUAUGUUGCUGAAAAAAAUGCAUUUCACAUAGAAGCAUUAUUUCAUUUGUACCACUGUCUGUCACCAGAAUGUUAUUCAGCAAACAUUUAAUCCAGAGCUGUUCAGCUGAUCUGAAGGAAACUGAUUUGCAAUGUGAUUUAACAUGUAAGUCAUUUGUGAAACAGCUAAAACUGAACAUUGGAUGUCAUUUCAGUCAUGAAAAUAUUUAUUGCCGAUAUAAUGUAGGAAGUAAUCAGUUUUUGUAAUAACAAAGUAAUACUACCUAGCCAAUAAACACCAUGCUAAAUACAUUUAAUUCCUACCCUGCCUAAAGUUGAUUUUAUCAGUGGUUCAAGCUUGAUUUGUUUUAUCACAAUUUUACAAUGAUGUUCUAACAAAUGUUUGCAGAGAGUUUAGCAACAUAAAAACUGCAUUGUUGUGAGUUAGCUAUUGUCUUAGUCACCGAGUUUCUUUCUGAUUGUAAGUGGGUGUUUUCAUACAUUGCGUUAACAUUUUGUAGCAUUUUUAUUCAAAUGCAUUUCAUCUUUAUGUCAGCGAAUCAAUGAUUUAUUCAUGUCAAUAUUAAGCAACACUAAUGUCCAAACCGCCCUCAUCUAUACAGGCCUGUUUUUCCUCUGACCUUUUAAAACCUUGAAACUCUUGUUACAAAACUGCUUAAUUUCUGUCAAAUUAAGAACCUUGAUGCAAAGAGAAUAAUGUUUUUGAUAACUGAUCUUAAAGUGGCACAUAAAAGAGGUAUCAGGCAGAAAAGUACGCAAUGAACAUGAUGAAUGUGUGUAAACAGACUGACAUAAUAAAGGGAUUUG